AUGACAGGUUCUGGUUCUCCUUGUGGAGCCUGCAAAUUCUUGAGAAGAAAAUGUGUUAGUGGUUGUAUAUUUGCACCUUAUUUCUGCCAUGAACAGGGAGCGACCCAUUUUGCAGCUAUUCAUAAGGUUUUCGGUGCAAGCAAUGUGUCAAAGCUACUGUCUCACCUGCCGGUGACUGACCGUUGCGAAGCGGCGGUCACGAUCUCUUAUGAAGCUCAGGCGAGACUUCAAGAUCCGAUCUAUGGCUGUGUUUCUCAUAUUUUUGCUCUUCAGCAACAGGUUGUUAACCUACAAGCACAAUUAGCUUCUCUCAAGGAGUUACAAGGAGCUCAAAGCUUUACCAAUGCCUCUGGAACAGUAAACCCUAAUGGAAAAUUCUGCGGAAAAGUUCUUUCUCAGCAUCCUCGGCAAGAUUUCCACGGUUGGCUUGAUUUACAAAGUUCAAACACAACGCCCCAGUUCACAUCAAACUUGAGCCAUGAAAAUAGGGUUGUGAAUCCAAGCCCUGUGGGGAAUAAUUACGCCGAAUAUUCACUAAUCCCGGACGAGAAUGUCUCGUAUGGCAGCUUUGAAGAGGCCAAUUCCUUUUCCAUGUCUUCUCUUGAGAUUCAACCAAACAACAGGCAAUUAUGGGCUUUCCAUGAUUCCGAUGAGCUUCAAUCAAUGGCUUUUGGCUAUCUUUAG
Morus notabilis is the source of this 684-nucleotide messenger RNA. RefSeq names its product LOB domain-containing protein 29. Gene Ontology annotation, cellular component: nucleus. The transcript has 2 exons. NCBI's taxonomy places the organism in Eukaryota, Viridiplantae, Streptophyta, Magnoliopsida, Rosales, Moraceae. Gene Ontology annotation, biological process: hormone-mediated signaling pathway; positive regulation of DNA-templated transcription. The record is from RefSeq and is a predicted model, not a curated record. Bases 1 to 684 code for a protein of 227 amino acids.